AUGCCUUCGAUACUCCUCCUCAACGGGCCCAACCUGAACCUCCUUGGUACCCGGGAACCACACCUCUACGGCACAACGACUUUGAAAGACAUUGAGCAAUCUUCAAUUGAAUUGGGAGCCAAACUAGGGGCACGUAUUGAAGCGUUCCAGUCAAACCAUGAGGGCCAUCUGAUCGACCGCAUACAUGCCGCACGAGGUGUUGCCGACGCAAUCGUGAUCAAUCCGGGUGCGUUUACGCAUACCAGUGUCGCUAUCCGGGAUGCAUUGUUGAGCGUGAAUAUUCCGUUUAUUGAGGUGCAUAUCACAAAUGUUCAUACUCGUGAAGCCUUUCGGCAACACAGCUUUUUGUCGGAUAAGGCUGCGGCAUGUAUCAUUGGACUGGGGGUUUUUGGAUAUGAAGUUGCUAUUGAACACGCUGCGAGAGAUUUGGUGAACAAGUAG
Messenger RNA from Aspergillus chevalieri, 441 nucleotides. RefSeq names its product type II 3-dehydroquinate dehydratase (gene QUTE2). NCBI's taxonomy places the organism in Eukaryota, Fungi, Ascomycota, Eurotiomycetes, Eurotiales, Aspergillaceae. Gene Ontology annotation, molecular function: 3-dehydroquinate dehydratase activity. The record is from RefSeq and is a predicted model, not a curated record. The transcript has a single exon. Gene Ontology annotation, biological process: quinate catabolic process. Bases 1 to 441 code for a protein of 146 amino acids.